Molecule: messenger RNA, 657 nt
Organism: Cetraspora pellucida
Lineage: Eukaryota; Fungi; Glomeromycota; Glomeromycetes; Diversisporales; Gigasporaceae
Source: the annotation of a GenBank genome assembly
AUGGGUCGUCGUCCAGCACGUUGUUAUAGAUAUUGUAAAAAUAAACCGUAUCCAAAGAGUCGAUUUUGUCGUGAUCCAAAAAUUAGGAUUUUUGAUCUAGGGCGAAAGAAGGCAAAUGUCGACGAAUUUCCUCUUUGCAUUCAUUUACUUUCUGAUGAGUAUCAACAGUUGUCAAGCGAAGCAUUAGAAGCUGGACGUAUUUGUGCCAACAAGUAUAUCACAAAAAUGGCUGGCAAAGAUUCUUUCCAUUUGAGGGUUCGUGUUCAUCCCUUCCACGUUAUUCGUAUCAACAAAAUGUUGUCCUGUGCUGGUGCUGAUAGGCUGCAAACUGGUAUGCGAGGUGCAUUUGGUAAGCCAACUGGUACCGUUGCUCGUGUUGAUAUCGGACAAAUUAUUUUCUCCGUUCGUACCAAAGAGAACGGUAAGGCGGUCGUGAUUGAAGCACUCAGACGUGCAAAGUACAAAUUCCCCGGUCGCCAAAAAAUUGUGGUGUCCAAAAAAUGGGGAUUCACAAAGCUGUCUCGGGAAGAAUACGUGGAUAAACGACAAGCCGGCCUCUUGCAGCCAGAUGGUGCUUAUGUGAAAUACCUUUCUAAUCAUGGACCUCUUCACAAACAUCUUGCACAGAUUGCACAGAUUGCACAGAUUUCCUCUUAA